AGAAUUUAUAGCAAGACAUGAGAGCACCUAGACUGUUAUAAGCUCCCUCGGAUAUAAUUGGUGGACGAUGUUGACCAUCUACACUGGUCGGAUGUAUUAAAAAAUAGUCCACCCAUUGAAACCUCAAACCAAUAUCCUAGAAACAGAUCAUCAGAGGCAACCUUUCCUUUAUAAAACCUCCAUGAACAGAAUGGUAGAUACUAAACGAGAGAGGGAGAGAGAGAGAGAGAGAGAGAGAGAGAGAGAGAUCAUGGGUAGUGAAGCUGAUGAACUGCACAUUGCCUUCCUUCCAUUCACGGCACUAGGCCACCUGAUUCCCAUGGUAGACAUGGCCAGAGGAUUGGCAGCUCGUGGAGUUAAGGUUACUAUAAUCACCACCCCACUCAACGCUCUUCUCUUCCAGAAUUCCAUCGACCGUGACAUCACUUCCGGCCACCCAAUCCAACUUCUCACACUUCCACUCCCUCCCAUGGACUCCCCCCUCCCCGAUGGCUGUGAAAAUAUAAGCACCACCUCUGCCCCAUUCCCAGAAACCUUCAACAAACUCUUCCAAGCCUUGUCACUGCUUCAACAACCCCUUGCUCAGCUCUUUCAACACCUUAGAUUUCGUCCUCAUUGCAUAGUCUCAGAUCCACUCCUUCCUUGGACCACUGACUUCGCCAAUCAACUCGGAAUACCAAGAAUCAUCUUCCACGCCACCAACUUCUUCUAUCACUGCGUCUCAGAGAGCUUGGUUCGUUACCAAGACAAAAUCCCGCCUGAUGGAGGAGCUUUCCGAGUUCCAGGCCUCCCAAACCACAUAAGUUUCUCAAGGUCUCAACUCCCAGACCCCAUCAAAGUCCAAGCCGAGUUCGGAGAGAUCUUCAACAGCGUCAGAGAAGCUGAAUUAAGGAGCCACGGAGCCGUAAUGAACAGUUUCUACGAGUUGGAACCGGCUUACAUCAAUCACUAUCGGAAUACUUUAGGAAGAAAAGCAUGGCACAUAGGCCCUGUGUCUCUCUUCAACACAGAGAAACUCGACAGAGAAGCUAGCAACAGUAAGGCCUCUAUUGACCAACUCAAGUGUUUGAGCUGGCUCGAGUCUAAAGAACCCAACUCGGUUCUUUAUGUUUGCUUUGGGAGUAUAACCCGAUUCACUGCUACUCAGUUACUGGAGAUUGCAUCUGCUCUGGAAGCAUUAAGCCACCCCUUCAUUUGGGUUGUCCCGAGAGUGGCAAAACCAAGGGGAGAGAUGGAUGGUGAGUUCUGGUUGCCCGAAGGACUCGAGGAGAGAGUUACGAAAGGACCGCAGAAAGGCUUCAUCAUACAGGGGUGGGUUCCCCAGGUCUUGAUCCUUGAACAUCAAGCUGUCGGUGGAUUCAUGACUCACUGUGGAUGGAACUCGGUUCUUGAGAGUGUGAGCUCGGGUGUCCCGAUGAUCACUUGGCCACUCUUUGCAGAGCAAUUCUAUAACGAGAAGCUUGUAAUAGAGGUGCUUAAGGUUGGCGUUAGCGUCGGUGUUGAGGCUUGGAAUUCGUAUAUGACUGAUAAGGCUAUCGUGGUGGGGAGAGAAGAUAUAAAACAGGCGGUGAGUCGAGUCAUGGGUGGUGGAGAUGAAGCCCGGAGGAUGAGAAGAUGCGCGCAGGAGCUUGGAGAGAUGGCCAAAAGAGCUGUUCAAGAGGGUGGGUCCUCUUAUGCCGACAUGACUGCUCUGAUUGAGGAGCUCAUGACAUUCUGUAAGAAGUAAGCAUUUUUGUUGAUGCUUACUUGUAUGUUUAUACGUUAAAUCUUGUUUCCAAUA
Messenger RNA from Nelumbo nucifera (sacred lotus), 1780 nucleotides. Its product is annotated as scopoletin glucosyltransferase-like. Lineage: Eukaryota; Viridiplantae; Streptophyta; Magnoliopsida; Proteales; Nelumbonaceae. Gene Ontology annotation, molecular function: UDP-glucosyltransferase activity. The record is from RefSeq and is a predicted model, not a curated record.